This is a messenger RNA of Phyllostomus hastatus (greater spear-nosed bat), 5561 nucleotides long. It is a transcript of the gene CEP15, whose product is annotated as chromosome unknown C3orf14 homolog. NCBI's taxonomy places the organism in Eukaryota, Metazoa, Chordata, Mammalia, Chiroptera, Phyllostomidae. The transcript has 7 exons. The record is from RefSeq and is a predicted model, not a curated record. The coding region runs from base 365 to 751 and encodes 128 amino acids.
GUCAGAGUGGGGCGCAGAGCGUGAGGUCCCACAGCAUCACUGCGCCGGUGGGUGCUUGGCUUUCCCAGGCAGCGCAGGUGCCUGCAUGGCCGAAGGCAGAAUUCGUUGUGGGGUUUGUGUGAAGUGCUGAUGGCAGGCGUAACAGAAAAGAAGUUAUUAUGGACCAACUUUACAGGAUUUCCUUGACACUGCACUGGAAACUGGAAAGAAGGCAGUGAGGACUGGCCUGUAGGCCGGCACCUUCAACUUUUGCACCCAAUCAGACCAUUUGCCUUCAGGCUCCAAUCCUAAGUUUAGAGCAACCUCUAUGUUGGACUAGGUUCUCCAGCCAAGCAGAAAGCUUCUAAUGCAGCUUUAACUAAAGAUGACUUCCUUGUUCACUCAAGAAAUUCGCCUGUCUAAAAGACAUGAAGAAAUAGUAUCGAAAAGAGUAAAGUCACUUCAACAAAUGAAGAGUAAAUUUAGAGAUAAAAACAAGGAAAAGGCAUCUCAGAUUCAAGCAGCUGAAGCUGCAUUUGAAAGGAACCUUAGUCUUUUAAAGGACAUAGAAAGAGCAGAAAAGUUUCUACAGGCCUGGAUUCAGCCAUUUCCACCACCUGAGGUGGUUUCUCUUGAGACUCUUUACUGGGCAUCAGUAGAAGAAUAUAUUCCCAAAUGGGAGCAGUUUCUUUUAGGAAGAGCACCAUAUCCUAUUGGUGUUGAAAAUCAAAAUGAAGCAGAAAAGGAAGCAGAAGUUAAGGCACAGCAAUAACUUCUUCACAUAUUGUUUUUAAAAAACCUGCUUAGUAAAGCUGGAUACUAAAGAAUAUGCAGGUCACUGCAGGAAUUUUAGGAAUCUAAUAUAUUCAUGUUGUUCCAUUAACUCCUCAAUGACAAAGACAUGAGAAUCUACUGGCAAGUCUUGGGUUGCCCCUUAGAGACCUACGACUAUUUCAAGGUCAUGCAUUCGCUUUCUAUCAGUCUCCUGCAAGUAUUAAAAACUAACAUUGAAAGGUGGACUGUUUAUUCAAUAAAUUGCUAAAUGUUGUGUGUUGUUUUAAAAAAAAUCACUUAGUCAUUUUCAUCUAAACAGUGAAUACCAGCUCUUCUGAUUUUUUAUUUUGUAGAAUCUUUGCUUUUCAGUUAUUUUAGUAUAAAGGCAAGGCACAGGAUCGAAGUGAUUGUUUGCUCACCAUUUUAGUUUCUUUUAACAAAUGAAAAGACAGUCACACUUAACUGCUUUAGUAUAAUAAUAUUCUAUCAGAAAAUAGAUUCAGAGAAUUUUGUUCCUUAGAAAUAACCGGUUGUAGGAAACAACCAAAACAAAGCAUUUGUUAAGUAGUCAGUUUCAGCAAGGCCCCGACUGGUUCUGAAAAAGGAUACCUAUUAAAGCUGGAGAUGGUUAUUGGAUUUUGACUUGUCAACCCUGUGAGUGCAAAUAACUCCUCUGUUAUUUUUUUAUCUUUAAACUUGCCCUUCCCUCUCCCUUCUGUUUUCAUUAUUUCUGAAGCAACUGUCAAUCAGAAAGCUUUGGGUCAGAACCCUACACAGCCCUGAGAUUCUUCAGUGCACUGCUGCCUGAACAUUCACAAAAAUUAUCCUUUUCGAACUAUGUAGGCAGGUCCUACUGAUAAGAGAGUCUAUGCUACGUUACAAUGAAAGAUUUUAUAUUCCAAACUGGUUUGUGUUUUUUAAAGAAGGUAAUAGGAGAACUAAAACAAAAUUGAAAUGUUCAUUGUGUUAGGUUUCUUUAAACUAUCAUUUUGGAAAUACCCUAUUGAGUGGGUUCUGGUGUGGAUAACAAUAAUGUUUUCAUAAUAUGUGCUGGCAGACUAGCAUACUUCUUUACAGUUUUAACAGUUGUAAUUAAGGAAUAAACAGCACAGAGUGUCAGUCCGAUGACAAUUUCAUCUAUGGUGUCACAAUACAAAAUGUCACAAAAUAUUAGAACUGUUAUAUAACUAUAAAAAGUAUCAGCUUAAAGGCUGAGAGCCUUUUGAAAAGACAGAGAAAAGAAGAAAAAAGAAAACUGGCAUAGAGACCAGAAAAAAUUUAUACCUUCUCAAGAAUGUUCUGUCAUGAAAAUAAAUUGAUAAUUUUUUCCUGUUACAUUACAGUUUGGUUUCUAGCCAUCCAGUUGAUUUAGCAGGAGAAUGCAGUGCCUUUUAGCAGCUUUGAAUUGGUAAACAGAUUUAGAUGUAGUAGAAAGGAACAUGAGGAAGUUUUUUUUUUAACAUCCAAUCUUUCCCAGCAUAUGCACAUAAGAAGGUGAAUGAAGCAAUGUGAAACUUAUUUCUCUUUAGUCAAAUGAAAAAAAGGCUAAACAUUUGUUGAGAUGGUAAAAUAUUGUGUCAAGCAAGUAGGCACAUUCCAAAAUUAAACAGUGGUUGAUAUGUUAACGUCCUCAAAUAUUUGAGCAUACACUUCCUUUGAGUUCUGUAAAUUAAAUCACCAGUAGGUUAGAUUAAAAUACAAAAUGAAUAGCAAUUUCACCAUCUCAAAAAAGGUUCAGGAUUUUUCUCCCCUAACCUAACUUGCUAAAUAGUUUUUAAAGAAAAUGGAGACAACUGUACUUGAACAACAAUAAAAAACAAAAUAAAAUAAAGAAUGCUUAAGUUUAACAUACUCUGGGUUAGGAUUUAGGGCAAAAGGGAAGGUUUCUCUAGGUUUUAGCUGGAUCAUUUCUCCCAUUUCUAGUUAAUACCUUAAAAACUCCCAGAGAUGACUUUAUUCCUGGCCCCUACAGAGCUUUCUCCACUCCUCCCUCCGUAUAGACUGGAACAGAUUGCACCACAUGGUGUGUGUGUGUGUGUAAUUUCUGUAGGGAUAUGGAUACCCCACCAAAGGUCUUUAUAUUCCUUGUGGCAUAUUAGCUUUACAUGGGAAUUUCCAAAUAUUGUUUUCUUAAGGAGAGGCAAAAUACCAUGUCUAAUAUAUAUUUUAGUACACAAUUAGUAGUAAUCAAACAGGAAAAAAAAUACCAUCUACUCAUACCUUCCCACCUCUAAUUUAGUCCUCUUUCUAUAUGCUACAUUUUACCUACUAUUUAUCCUUCAUGAAAACUAUGAAUUCAUAAUUUUUUAGGGUAAUUGGGUUUUCAAAAUAAGGGCCAUUUCAAGAAUUCGUUUCUACAGCCUUACUUAAAUUGUUGCAAAUCUAUAGUCAAAGUUCAUUUUCUGCUGAAACACUUCUAGUAUAUGGGAUUAUUAAGCUAUGAAAUGCAUCAGAAAGUGCUGCAGUUUGUUUUUCCGAACUUCAAAAAUUAAAUUUUGAAGUACUAAGGAAAAAGCCUAAUAUUCUGGAAACCAGACCUCUGGUCUUCCUUGUGUGUAAGGAGCAGUGUGAAUGAAAUACCAGGCAAACCAACAGUUAUUCUCUGCAUUGUGUACAAGGUGUUUUAACUGGUUACCUUAAGACUUAGAUGAGAAUACUAAUCUUUUACUUUCUUUACAAUUUUGUCUUCUCUGCCUCAUUUCCCUUUCUAUCAAACAAAAUAAUAAUAAUAAGGUGGAUAUGUGGAUAUAUUUUUAAUCAAAAUUAAACUUAUUUGGAGGUUAUUUUAGUACUUCUGAAAUCACUGGAGACAGACUGAGGAUGAGGUGAGUCUGGGUUAGAUGAAAAACCAGAGUUUGCAAUCACCAUUUUUAGACAACAGGAAGAUAUUAAGCUUUAAAACCACUGUGAGUAUAAAAUUUGAUGCAUAAGGCCAUGAAUUUGACUUAUCUACUUAACAGUUUAUUUUCCUUCCUUACUCUAUUAAUGUCUUUUUACUCUAAGUCAAUUCAUACCAUUUUAUGUUAUAUUUUUUGUAAGUCUGUUAUUCAAAACAUUGUUUUAAAUUCCCUGAAGAGUUUCUUCCCUCUUUUUAAGAAUUGCCCAAAUAUAAUAGUCACCAUGGCUUAAAUGACACUUCAUUUCAAUAGUCUAUUUUGACCUCUUCCACUUUAAUUAGGUUCCUGACCAAAAUCUACACUUCAGAGAAGUGUAAAUUUUAUCAGAGAAGAUAAAAACUACAUGGUGAGUUCAAACAGGAAAAAAAGGGUUGAAAAUAUGGAGAAGGGAAAAAAUUAACUUUUUGAAGGCUUGGAGUUGGAGCAAGGGUCUUUCUCUGUCUGUCUGUCUGUUUGACUCUCACUGGUGGUGGUUUUGUUUCUUUUAUAAUUUAGAAGUUAAUUUGUCUUCAUAGGAAAUUUAAUUCCCUAUUGUUCAUAAAAAGAACAUUUACAGUUUCCUGGGGCAAACAUGGGGAUGUGUCAAACUUCAGCAAUUAAGGAGAGGAUUGAUUGGUGGAAUUGACACCUGGCAUUGUGAUCCCCUUUCUGACUAGAACGGAGAUUAUAUCCCUACUAAAAUCCAAGAUGAGGAAAAUGACUACAACAAAGACAGAGACUAAAAAAUGCUUCCGGACAUCAUCUCACCUCUCAGAGUCAAGUUUCCUUGCUUACAAGAAAAUGGACCAGGUCCCCUACCUUAUAAUAAUGUUUUAAAGUUCUUGCUAUUUUAAGAACUCUUAAUUUGUGUUUCAGACAAAUACUGAGCCCCAGCUAAAGUAGUGUCUAGAUUGACUGUGAUACAAAUUAACAGUGAAUUGAGGGGAAAGAGUGAAGUGUUCUUAUUUUAGAAAGUGAUGAUUGAGUUUGUUUCUAUCUUUUUUAUGAUAAUUGGAUCAUUUAACCUCUACUGUUAAGGUCAAAGUGUUCUUUAUUAUUCCUUCCUAAGUCAAGGUCAUCAAAGUAUGAGUUUAAUGUUUUGUACAAUUCUACUUUGGGGACAACACAGUCAAAUUAAAGGGAGACAAAAUUGUAUUUAUGUAUUUUCUGUAGCCCAUCUCUAUCUUUUUAUAUUUCCCAAUACAACAUAAUUAUUUUUCAUACUAUUUAUAAACUCUAUAACAUUUAUCAACAUACUAUUGUAGUAGACUGCUCUACCAGAAAAAGAAAUACUCAGAUGUUCAAAAGAAGCAAAAUCUAAAACCUUUUAAAAUAGAGGUGGAUAACAUUCAAGCACUAUUCAUUCAUUCAGCAGGUCUUACUGACUGCCUACUCUGUACAAGGACCAGUUGUAAGCACCAAGAAUAUAGCAGUAAACAGAACACCACCCUCCCCAAAAAAUUCAUGUUCUCAUGGGAUUUAUGUUUUGAAGGGGGCAGUGGGUGGAGGGGGUUGAGAAAGUAGUGAUAAAAAAAGGUAAUAUUUGAUAUAUUAAAUGGUGACAAAGUCUAUUAUAGUAUGAAUAUCUAAAGUGUUUUCUUAGUGCAAGAAAACAAAGCAGUUUUUGUAGUUUCUCAGAAAAUAUGACUAAAACAAAGUGGCUUUUUUCCCUAUUCAAAGAUCUUGACUGGGGAGUUUCCAGUAAAGCAACGUUUUCUCUGCUAGUAUUAGAUUGGCCAAAAAGUCUGUUUAGUUUUUUCCCUAAAAUAAAAGACAUAUUUUUUCAUCUUCACCAAUAACUUUAUGGAUUUGAAUAUUUUGAGCAUGUUGGCUGUCUUCCAUGUGUUAUGAUGUUGAUAGUUCUCAAUAAUGUCUCAAUUUGAUUGCUAUCAACUUCAACUGAUCUACUUCAUUGUAGAGCAUCUUCAAGGG